Spinacia oleracea (spinach) is the source of this 1367-nucleotide messenger RNA. RefSeq names its product protein ANTHESIS POMOTING FACTOR 1. Gene Ontology annotation, cellular component: Set1C/COMPASS complex. Bases 133 to 1158 code for a protein of 341 amino acids. Lineage: Eukaryota; Viridiplantae; Streptophyta; Magnoliopsida; Caryophyllales; Amaranthaceae. Gene Ontology annotation, molecular function: chromatin binding; protein binding. The transcript has 10 exons. The record is from RefSeq and is a predicted model, not a curated record.
UGGGUCAAAAACUAAAAACAGAACCUCGACGGCGUCUGGGUGGUUUCUCGCGUUGCUUGCUAACACUCGCAGUCCCGGAGUCGGCUUUCAAAGCCAGAAACUUGCGUCGGUUUCUCUCUCCCCUCGACGUCAAUGGCGAUCACGUCACUCACAGAGCUUGAUGACGAUGUAGUGCGUAGCAUGGCCAUUGGCGCCGUGUUCUCAGACUUUGGUGGACAGAUAAAUUCAAUUGAUUUCCACCGAACAAGUGAUCUCUUGGUUACAGCCAGUGCUGAUGAUUCGGUACGACUCUAUGACAUUGUUAAUGCCAAACUUCUGAAGACCACAUAUCAUAAGAAACAUGGUGCUGAUCGUAUAUGCUUCACCCACCACCCUAGUGCGGUUGUUUGCUCUUCAAAGUAUAACCUCGAUUCAACAGGAGAAUCCUUACGAUAUCUUUCCAUGUAUGAUAAUCGCUGUCUUCGUUAUUUCAAAGGCCAUAAAGAAAGAAUUGUUUCCUUGUGCAUGUCACCAAUCAAUGAUAGCUUUAUGUCUGGUUCCCUUGACCACAGUGUAAGAAUAUGGGAUCUCCGAGUAAAUGCCUGCCAGGGGAUUUUACGUUUGCGGGGAAGACCAGCAGUCGCAUAUGACCAGCAAGGCCUUGUUUUUGCUGUUGCUAUGGAAGGGGGUGCUGUUAAAUUGUUUGAUUCACGCUCCUAUGACAAGGGUCCUUUUGAUACCUUUUUAGUUGGUGGAGAUAAUGCAGAAGUCUGUGACAUAAAAUUCAGUAAUGAUGGAAAGUCUAUGCUCUUGACUACCACCAACAAUAACGUUUAUGUUCUUGAUGCGUAUGCUGGAGAAAAGCGUUGUGGAUUUAGCUUAGAGCCUUCACAAAACACAACUAUAGAAGCAACAUUCACUCCUGAUGGACAGUAUGUUGUUGCAGGUUCAGGUGACGGAAGCAUGCACGCUUGGAACAUUAACAUGCGGAGUGAGGUUGCACGUUGGAGUAGUCAUAUCGGUGUUCCAUCGUGUUUGAAGUGGGCACCACGACGUGUGAUGCUAGUGGCAGCUUCCAGUGUUCUUACUUUCUGGAUACCUAACCAUGGAAAGAUCACUGGUGAAUCCAAUGCCAAUGAUGCUGACGUAGCAACGAAACUGGAAGUGCUUCCCCACUGACAGCUAACGUGCUAAUAGCAUGAUGUAUACUGUAUUAUGUGAAGUAUUAUGCACCAAUCAGUCAAGAACAUUGCAAUAGUCAAUAGUUAUAUCUGUAUGGUGAAGAACAUGAAUGAAGGUAGCUAAGAAAGAGACAUUCCAGUUACUGAUUAUGUACCAUUUUUACAGUACAUGAUAAUUUUAAUGAAUACAAAGCAUAUUCAUGUGAA